AGGCAAGAUCCCAAGGAUCUGAUACGAUGGAGGGGUCCGUCGUGGAAACCGUGGCAUCGGCUGCAUUGACACCUGGGGGAGGGGCGGCUGGGACGGCACCUCCACAACAACAUGUCUGGGGUAGUGAACCUAUUGAAAUUGGUCAUGGCUUUGGGGACUCCCUGGAAGGAGGGGGGUAUGUCAUCAAGGGGUUCCUGGGAGGGGGAGGUGGUCUAGGAACCUUCUACGAGGCUGAGACAAAGAAAGGGGAUAGGGUGGCAGUCAAGGCCCUUUCAUUGAUGUCAGCAUGGGAAGACAUCCAGCUCUUCGAGAGAGAGGCCCAGGUGUUGAACCACCUGAGUCCUCAUGGUGUUCCGGAGUAUGUGGACUUUUUUGAAGCCGAUGCGUUCUAUCUUGUCCAGAAGUUUCCUAACGGUCAGUCUUUGGAGGAACUGGUGUCGAAGACGAGGUUUGGGUUCUCUGAGAAUGACAUUGUGGAUAUAGCUGUGGAGGUACUUCGAGUUCCGUCAUAUCUGGAGAGUUGGCAGGUAGUUCAUGGCAAGAUCAAGCCCGCCAACAUAAUCGUUGACUUUAAGAGUGCCCAGUUGGAAGCGACUUGGGAGGGACAUGUCAAGGUGGCUGGUUUCGGGGCGUUGCAAGAUGGGUUGAUGGCGCCGAAGGUAGAAGCCAGUAGCAGGGGAUUCGAGACACAUGGAUACAUGGCCCCUGAGCAGUCUCAGAACAGGUUUGUAAGUCAGGUAGACCUCUAUGCUCUUGGGGGAACCAUGCUAUAUUUGUUGUCCGGUCGACAGCCGUCGGAUUUCCCGCAGAAGCGGCUCAGGAUCCACUUUCGCGACCAGGUGCAGAUGAGCGGGUAUCUGGCGGAUGUGCUGGACAAGUUGUUGGAGCCCACACCGGAGGAUAGAAUCCAGUGUGCCCAAGAUGUGAUCUCCGCAUUGAGGAUUCAGAAACUUGUGGUAGAGGAUGCAGCUGUGUGCCCAGAUGCAGUUGUGGUCUUGCCCAGAUGGAGUGUGGGGGGCAGACAGUCUCUUCAACAAAAGCCGGCAGGGUCUAAGGUUUCUAUGUCAGCGACCAGUAGCGAGCUGGUCCUGGACAUUCCACCACUUGAUUUGGUAACUUCAGUUUUCGUUGUGAUGUUGACGGUGAUCCUUUUGUUCGGGUUUAACUGCGGGUGGACUUUAUUUGUCCGAAUUGUCCUCCAGAGUCCCUCCUUCGGCUUUUUCAAAGACUCAAGUAUUCUGAGCACCUUGCCCGUCUGUGUGGUUUUGAUCUUGAGGAGCACGAUGGCCAGAACUCGCCUGCAGAUUGUGGCAGGGGGUGCAUUCUCCAUCUCUUCGGGUGUCAGGGGCUGCCUUGGGGGAGUUGCAGCCUAUGGCCGAUCACAGGAUCUGCUCGGUGCUAAAACGGUUGUGGUUGGAGGGCGGGUGACCAUGUGUCAGCUCCUUGAGGGGGUGAAGACCCAUAAUUUUGGUGGAGAUGGGCUUAGUGAGGUAGAGAUGGUAUGGAUUGUGGAAGUGAUUAAUUCUUUUCUCCUUUCAGGGCAAAACAGCCAUUUAAGGAUGGAGGAAGGGGGUAGUUCUCUGAGCCCUGUGGAAAAGGAGAUGUGAAAUAACUUAUUUGAGGACAGCAACAGGUCACCAGGAAACGUAUUGAUAGAAAUCAAACAGACAGUAGAGG
This is a messenger RNA of Chara braunii, 1677 nucleotides long. The record is from the annotation of a GenBank genome assembly. NCBI's taxonomy places the organism in Eukaryota, Viridiplantae, Streptophyta, Charophyceae, Charales, Characeae.